CGAGCAGGCGGGCCGGGGAUGGCGGGCUGGGCGAGGCGAGGCUGCAGGAGGAGCGGCCUGGCGGGGCCGGAGCGGAGAGGCUGCAAUUGGGCUUUGAAGAUGCAGUGCGAUGAUGGUGCUUGACGUGCUGCUGAAUAAGAGGCACGGCUCUCCCGAUGCUUCCCCCUUUUAAAUAUUUCGAAUUUGAUAUGGCCAGGUCAGGCCGAGGAAGAGGGCGUGCUGCCUUGACUUUUGACAUUGCAGCAAUUGGCUUUGUUAAAGGUGAAGCGCUACCUGAAGCAGUAUUUGGGCCUUCUCCGCUAUAUCCUACAACAGAUUACAAACCAAUACCACUGAAAACGGGAGAGGAUGCGGAUUACCUUUUGGCUUUAAAACAAGAGCUCAGAGGGGCAAUGAAAAGGACGCCCUAUUUUAUGACCAAAAAGAAUGAAAGUGAAGGUUUUGUACCUGUUGAAAGAUACAGCAAAAAAUACUUGCAGAUGAAUGAAAAGGACCUAGAAUGGACCCCAGACUGGAGAAGACUCCCAAGAGAGCUGAAACCAAAGAAGAAGAUUGAAAAAGCAGGUGGAAAACCGAAGAAAGCAAAAACUGCAACGCCAAAAACUAAUGUGGAUGUUUUGAAAAAGAUAGAGGAGCUAGAAAAGAAAGGAGACGAAGAAAAGUCAGAUGAGGAGGAAAAAGAUAAAGAGGAAGAGGAGGAGGAGGGAGAGCCAGAGGAGUAUGAGGAAGAAGAGCACGAAGAGGAGAACGACUAUAUUGCUUCCUAUUUUGAAGAUGGAGAUGACUAUGGAGCAGGCAGUGAUGAUGACAUGGAUGAAGCAACUUACUGAAAUUGUUUUGAGUAGCUGGGAAAUACAGCUGGAAAGUCUGAACACGCACUUGAGUUACCUCUAGUUAUGAAAUAAUGUAAUUUCAGAGGAUUAACAAAGAUGAUUAACUCAAUAUGGGAGUAUGUUGACUCAAUAUUCGAAGCAGGCUGUAUAUUCCCUUCCAAUUGAUGGAAUGGUAGAUUGUGUUGGCGGCAUGCUAAAGCACUCAGAUGUGUCCUAUAUAGACCAUGCUUUGUUAUCCUGAACUAAUUUGCAGAAAUGUUAUGUGCCUGACAACAUAACACUGAGCUAGCCUGUGCAGAGUACCAUAUCACUCUGCAUUGCUUAUGAAACUAUGUUGUGGGGAAGGAAGAGAAACGUGUGCACUGAAGUGUAAAAAUCUAGCCUUUAAAUAAUAAAAACUGUUUACUGAAAACAG
This is a messenger RNA of Podarcis muralis (Common wall lizard), 1248 nucleotides long. It is a transcript of the gene POLR3G, whose product is annotated as RNA polymerase III subunit G. Gene Ontology annotation, cellular component: RNA polymerase III complex. Lineage: Eukaryota; Metazoa; Chordata; Lepidosauria; Squamata; Lacertidae. Gene Ontology annotation, biological process: transcription by RNA polymerase III. The record is from RefSeq and is a predicted model, not a curated record.